Messenger RNA from Triplophysa dalaica, 2127 nucleotides. It is a transcript of the gene dxo, whose product is annotated as decapping exoribonuclease. NCBI's taxonomy places the organism in Eukaryota, Metazoa, Chordata, Actinopteri, Cypriniformes, Nemacheilidae. The transcript has 6 exons. The coding region runs from base 325 to 1524 and encodes 399 amino acids. The record is from RefSeq and is a predicted model, not a curated record. Gene Ontology annotation, molecular function: mRNA 5'-diphosphatase activity. Gene Ontology annotation, biological process: NAD-cap decapping; nuclear-transcribed mRNA catabolic process. Gene Ontology annotation, cellular component: nucleus; cytosol.
UGUUGUUUGCGCUCGUGAAAUGGUAAGACGGAACUUACCGUUUUAAAUCUAUAGGUUUGAUUAAGGAUGUUAUUGACAGUAUAAUGGUUGUUUUCUUUGUGGUUUUAACAAAGACCUCAUUACUGCGCUCGAGAAACACUAAAAUAAACAAAUAAUGAAGGCAGAAUGAUAGCAGAUUCAGUAACGUUAACGUUACUCUUGUUUGUUUCAUCACGAGGGGUUGUGUGGCGUUUAUGCUUUAGCCACAUAAGAAAUACGCGUUUAAACGCCAUGUUGUGAUCAUGGUGCUUGAUUUAAACACACAUCUGUAGAAAAGACCAAGCCAUGGCUGAACAUUACCGCAGAGCUCCACACAGAGAUCAUCAUGAAUCUGUUUAUAAAAGAUCGCGAGAGCCCAGUGACGAUCAAAACCCUCAUAAGCGACACGGAGCUGCUGUGACUCUGGCCACACACAGACAGAUGUAUGAGAGGAACUUCCCCCUGUAUAAACAACCUGUGGAGGUGGGCUGCUUCUCUCUGGACUCUCACAGGAACUUCUUCAAUGAUCACAGACAGAUGAGAUAUUAUGUUCAGCCCAGUAAAUGCCCAGAGUUUAAUUUAAGGGAUGGAUACACUGAUCGUUUCAUUAAAAGAGAUGAUGGAGUGAAAGAGAGACUUGAUCACCUGCUGAAGUGGAUUCUGGCAAACAGGGAUAAGAUCCAAGACCAGACCUCCUCAUCCAGCCGUGUUUUAGGUGUGGACUUUGUGACGUGGAGAGGACACUUAACCAAGGUGCUGACCACCCCAUACGAGACUCAUGAGGGAUGGCUGCUGGCCGCGUCCAAGUUCGGAGGCACCGUCUACAUCAGCGAGGUGGAAACGGAGGCCGCGCGAACAGACCGAGAAAAACGCUCAGAGCGUCAGGAGGAGAUGAUGUACUGGGGUUACAAAUUUGAGCAAUACGCUUGCGCAGAUGACGUGGACGGCACCCCUGACCCUGGAGGAGUGGUGAACACAAACGAGGCGUUUUGCACAGUGGUACAGACGCGUCUAGCCGACCACAAGCUGCUCUUCUCUGGGGAAGUGGACUGUCGGGUUACAGACGCCGAUGCUCCCCCGGCUCCGGCCUGUUAUGUGGAGCUCAAGACCUCGGCAGAGAUCUGCACCCCGAAACAGCGCAGCAACUUCCACAGGUACAAGCUGCUGAAAUGGUGGGCACAGUCGUUUCUUCCUGGAGUGCCACAGAUAGUCGCUGGAUUUCGAGACCAUGAUGGAUUGGUGGUGUCUAUGGAGACAAUCCAAACUUCAAAGAUAUCACAACUGAUCAAGAAUGAGUUUAACUGCUGGAAGCCCACAGUCUGUAUGAACUUCUGCAGCGAUUUCUUGUCCUUUGUCAAAUCAGUCGUCAAAGAAGAUGACCCAAGGUUGGUGUAUCUGUUUACAUGGAAUCCUCAUAGAGACGUGAGCUACACAGUGCACAGAGACUCUCAGUAUAGCUUCAUACCGGAGUGGUACGUGAAAGAACUGACGUCAUCUCACCAUUAAUAUAGUGAUCUUACAGGAGUGUACAAGAAAUCUAUCAAGACUGAAGAUCAAUGUCAUCUGGAUGUAACGCAUAUCUACAGAACUGGUUGGAUGUUUUCUCUCGGAUGGUUAAAUCCAACAGGGACUCAUCUGAGGGAACAAAUGGUUUUGGACAUGUGCACGAUUUUUUGCUUUUGUUCCUGAGAUGCUGCUUUUAUUAAAAUGUACAGUCUCGCUGUAGAAUUGUUUCAGUUAAGAGUGUUACUGUAUAACUUUUAUAAUGAACUUGACAAAAAAAAACAUUUAUAUGUAUCUUUUACAAAAUACGCAAGCAGCAUGAAUCUCUCUAUAAACUUUUAAAGUUAUCUGGCAUGAACCAUUGAUUUAAAUGCAAACAUUAGAUUUGAUAUGUGGUUCAUAUAAAUUUGAACCACAUACCUAUGUUUCAUGAAUGACACCAUAAUAUCAUCUGAAACCCAACACGUUUUUUCAAACCACUUUAAUUAGCAUUGUUCUUGUAAUUCGUGAUUUAAACAUGCUCAAAUUUCACAGUCAUGUAAAUGCCACAUUUAUACAAAUAAAAGUGCAAAAUAUGGGUUACAAAUAAAAGAAACCUAAAGAACA